UGGUCUAAUGUUAUUCAUUUAUAAACAAUGUUUUGAUAAAUAUCUUCGUGUUAUGUUCGUCCACACGAAUUACAUAAUUGACUACUAUUUUAAAGAGAAAAAACGACAAGGUCGAUCGCUCGUCAUCCAGUUGACGCGAAAUCGACUCUGACUUCACUUGCGAUGCGUUUGUUCAUAUUUUCGAUUAUUCUAUCGAUUUUCGUGCAAUGUUCCCUUUCUGCUCGGAUUUUAGGCGUGUUUCCUUUGGCCGGGAAAAGUGUAAACAUUCUGACAGAUCGCCUGAUGAAGGGCUUAGCUGAUGCGGGACACGACGUUACUGUGAUUAGUGCAUAUAAAAAUAAACUACCUCUGAAAAACGGCAGUAUUACUAAUGUAGUGUUGACUGGGUUUGCAGAAGAAUAUGAAAGUCUCUUAAACCAUGAAAACUUACUGGACGUACCGGAAUACUACGCUAUUUCAAGCGUAACCCAGUACCUAUACAUGUUCGAGCACAUAUGGAACGACACAUUCCACCAUCCAAACGUACAAAAACUCUUGAAUUCCAAGCAACACUUCGACUUGGUCAUCACCGAACACUUUUGGAACGACUGCCUGAAAGUGUUCGCCCAUAUCUACAACUGCCCCUUGGUGAUAUUCACCAGCAUGGGUGGAGUAAACCCCUGGGUAAACGAUCAAGUAGGCAACACAUUGUUACCUUCUUACGUCAAACAUUUUUUUAUGUUGGGUGAUUUUUCCGAAGGCAUGAAUUUUUUUGAACGCACCCAUAAUUUAGGGUUCUUUUUAUACGAUUAUAUAUUCAAGCAUUAUUAUUUGUUUCCAAGAAACAAUGCUAUUUUAAAAGGUGCGUUCCGAAAUCCUCCCGAUGUGGCUGAUCUCUAUGACAAUGUUUCGCUGGUUCUUCUUGGUUCGCAUGCAAGUCUACGUCCCGCCGCACCUUUGUCACCUAACAUGGUCGAAAUCGGCGGAUUUCAUAUCGAUCCACCAAAAAAACUACCAAAAGAUUUACAGGAGAUCAUGGACAAUGCUAAAAACGGCGUGAUAUUCUUCAGUAUGGGCUCUCACGUGAAGAGCAAGGAUUUUUCUGAUGAGAAAAAGAAGAUAUUUUUGAACGUGUUUGCCAGGUUGAAGGAGACGAUUUUGUGGAAGUUUGAGGAUGAAACGUUGCCUGGGAAGCCUGAAAAUGUGUUUGUAAGAAAAUGGGUACCACAGAUGGAUUUAUUAGGUCAUCCCAAUAUAAAACUGUUCAUUACUCACGGAGGGUAUGGUAGUCUUCAAGAAACCAUCUACCACGGUGUCCCAGUAUUGGCAAUUCCAGUAUUCGCUGAUCAGUACAACAACGCUUUCCAAGCAGCUCAACUAGGAUACGCCAUAAAACUGUCUUACAACGACAAAAAUUUCAGUGAAGAAACCGUAUUUAACUUGAUCAAAGAAUUGUUGGAUAACCCAAAAUACCGGGAAAAUGCCCAGGCAAGGUCCAGGGUCUUCCACGACCGACCUAUGAAACCUCUGGAUACGGCAGUUUAUUGGUUAGAGUACGUAAUAAGAAAUAAAGGUGCAACUCAUUUGAGAUUAGCCUCAACUAAACUACCUUGGUAUAAGUUAUACUGUGUAGAUGUUUUUGCUGUAUUUUUUGUGAUAUUAGCUGUUUUUUAUAAAUUAAUUUGUAUUGUACUAGGCAAAAUAUUUGCUGGUCAAGAGGAGAAGAAAAAAAUGAAGAAAAACUAGCUGUUUAGAUUUUUUUAUAAAUUUAUUUAAAAAUUUUAGUUAUAGAAUUUUAUCAAGUUUUUUUCUCGAAUUUAUAUAAUAAAAUGAGAUUUUAUUUUUAAUAAAACUUUUUAA
Sitophilus oryzae (rice weevil) is the source of this 1839-nucleotide messenger RNA. Its product is annotated as UDP-glucuronosyltransferase 2B13-like. The record is from RefSeq and is a predicted model, not a curated record. Gene Ontology annotation, molecular function: UDP-glycosyltransferase activity. The transcript has 3 exons. The coding region runs from base 163 to 1725 and encodes 520 amino acids. Lineage: Eukaryota; Metazoa; Arthropoda; Insecta; Coleoptera; Curculionidae.